CUUUUCAACGCCAAUGGACAGCAGAGAACUGGUCGCGGCUUGCCAGCUCGCUGAAGGCAGCGCGUUCGGCACCAUCGCUCUCCGCCCGGAGCCCACCGCGCAAUCGAACACCAGCGUCGCUUCUGCAGGAAUGGCGAUGGACGGGGACAAUAGCUUUGCAACGCUGCUCCAGAGCGAGCCAAGUCUGUUUGGAUCGCAGCCGGCAGCAGCAGUCGCACCUCCCCAGCAUCUCACAGCUGCUGCCGCAGCAGCCCCGCCCGCAUCGCAGACACCACGGUCUGCCUCAUCCCAAACGCGCCAUCGCCGUCGCGAGGGUCUCGAGCGUGUCAAGCGGCAGCUCCGUCUUUGCACGAGCAGCGAGCAGAUGAUUGAAAUGCUGGACGGCGCGGUUGGAUCGCUUGCUUCGGUGCUCAAAGCCGUCGCUUCAGCUUGCAACGAACUCGACAUGGAGCACCUCAAGGUGGCCGCAGUGUGUCAUGUCAUCCGCAAGCUCGACGCCGACUUGGGAGAGGAAGCCAAGGGCGUCUUGGACGCUCUGCAUCAUGUGGUGAACGCUGUCACCAAACCAUGGUCACCAACAGCAUUGGCAGUCCUUGUACAUAUGGUGGUCGCGCUGAAAGGCGGGGACACGUCUCCGAAAAGCAAUUACCCUGCCGUUCAAUCCCUGCUUCCUCGUCGUCGGAGCUAUGCCUCUCUCGAUCUUCUGCCUACCUUGAUUAGCGCUGUUCUCAAGGUUCCCUGGAUUUCAUGCGACAGCCCCGAAGUCACAGGACUCACGAUGAAUGCAGCCAAAGGGAUGGCGGGCGCCGAGUUUAAAUCGUUGAUUGUCAACCAAAUUUGCUCGUGUCGUUGGGACGACAUGGCUGUGACCCCGCUCGUGGCGACCUUCCGACGCCUCCCGCUGACAGAGGAGGAGCUGCAUUUCUUUGUCGAGAAAGUGAUUCGGAGGUUGAAAGAAAUCGCCCUCAUUGAGCUUCCGGCGCUCGUGUACCAGCUGCUGGUCCUCAGCAUGAAAGGGGAAAAGCUCUUCAUUCUCAAGGGCAUUGCCGAGCACAUGGAUUCGCUUCACCGCUCUCGUUUUGGCAGCAAGUCGCGACCUGUCCACCAAGAGGAAGAGGAUGCAGAAGGCAUCCAAUCUGUUUCGUCCACCCCAGAAAAUGUCAUUGCGACCGACGGCACGGUGCUGCUGCACCUUUCUUAUGCCAUUCGUCAAGACCAAGAGCUGGGCAAGGCCUAUCUCAAGCACCUCAAAAGCUGCGACUGGACAGCCCUCACACUCUUCAACACGACAUUGCUAUUCACGAUGGCGAACAUUGAGGCGUUCCAGGAACAAGUUUACGAAUUUCUGAAGCGACGGCUUCUUGAUUGGUACAUUGAUCAAGAGACGCAGAAGAAGGCACCAUGGCUCCAAGAUCCCUCCUUGCAAGAGAACGAUUUGGAAGAUGUCGUCAUGGCAUCUCUUCGACAUUGUCAUUCCGCGUCCGACGCUGCUGUCGAGUCGAUUGUGCGCUGGGGGUUUGCAUUGUUGGAUCAUUACGGACCUAAGGCUGCCAGUGAUACCAAGGCCUCGACAUCCAGCCACGCAAUGUUCAUCUCUCGGCUGGCAAGCAAGCUUCUGCUCGAGGCAUUUAAAAUUCACAGUGCCGCGCGUCCCGAUAUUGUCGAGUUUCUACUGGCACGCGUGGUUGUCAAGUCGCGCUCCAGCGUGACCUUCAACGUGGAUUUGCUCCAAACCAUCAUGUCCACUGCUCCUCAAAGCGUACUUGAGCAUGUGUCCAAGAUUCAUGAUGCGCUGGAUUACUUGUCGUACAUGUGUCCUGCCGCCGCCGAAGGACUGCUGCUUGCCAUUCAGCCGCUGAUGGCGUUGAAUCGUGCACUCCAAGAUUCGGUCAUGCUUAUUUUGCGCAAGUCGUUGUUCUCUCGAGAUUCAGACUCGCGAGAAAUUGCCGUGACUGGCUUUUUGCAAAUUCUUCGCGCAGCCGGCGAGCGGGCCGUUGUCAUGCAAUCCCGUCAAGCGCACGCAAUGGUGGCCUCGUCCCAAGCCUUUGCCACCGGUUCCGCUUCGUUUGGAGCCGCGCAUGAUCAUGUCUCCAUCUGCUUUGAAAUUAUUGGCACCGUUCGACGAUGCUUGACGCAGCAAUCCUCGGUGCGCCUUCGGUUGUACAACGGGCUGGCGACUGUCGUGGCCAGCAACGUGGUUGGCAAGUCUGAGAUUCUUGACUUGCUGCAUCAUCAGCUGGCCGGCUACCUGCCAAACGACAACACCAGUCGAGCGCCGCUUCGCUUGAAUCGAUGCAUUGAGACGUCCGGGGCCGGCGAUGUUGCAAUGAGCGAGCCAAUUGGCGCGCUUCUUCUCGCCACACUACAGAGCCACCAGGCAUGCAAAGCUGAGCUUUCCCAUCGCAAGGCCGCAGCAGCCCUUGACGACGAGUCACAGAAUGCGACGCUACACGUGAUCAAUAGUAGCAUUGAUACGAUGCUCCACCAAAUCCUCAAUAGCACCCUGGAAGAUUGGGGAUUGGAUUCUGCCGCCGAGUUUUCGCGCAAUUCCAUCGCUGGUGCUCGUAACUUGCUGACAGCGGAGCUACUUCAGCAAAUCUAUGAGAGCCUCAUCGAGCACUUUGUGCGACUUCCUCAACUUACCAGUGAUACGUGCGUCAAACUUGACCGGCUGUCAAAGUUGCAUGCGUCUGUUGGAGCACUGAUGGCCAACGGCGCGAAAGGCAAGUCCGGCGCCGCUAGGAGCAAGGGGCCUGCUCAACCAGCAGCCUCGGCUCUCUCCACCGAGGCAAUCUCGCGGUUGGCACACAUUCUGUUUGACACGACAGUCCCUGCCCCGCAGGCGGAUGUAACGCGGCUGCGUAGCACCAACGACUAUCUGCGCCGGUUUUCCAUGUCUCUCUGCGUGCAGUAUCUUCAGCAGGCCCAAGCAAAUCCGAUGGCCUUUGCUGGAGCAGCCAAGUACGACACGCUGAUUGACAUGACGCGCAUCAUGAUUGCCUUGAUGGUUCAUCAUGCGGCAGCAGAAGGCGGGGAAUCCGAUCGAACCAUGAUGAAUGGCGCUGCGCUGUGCGUGGACUUGGCGCUCGACCUUGUUCUGCGAGAAUUUCCCGACCAGUUCUCCGAGUUUUUGAGCGUACUGAAUGUACCCCGCUUUGGUGGCAACGUUACUGCAGGCAAGGACGACACAGAUGGUCGCAUUCAUGGCUGCAUUCGGCAUUACCUGCGCGUGAUUGCAUCCUUCUUGACGUCCGACAACCCUGCCAACAAGCAAAUCGCAGAGCUCGUGCAGAUUGUCACCAAGCUGGCCGGAAAGUUGCUCCCAAACAGCGCCCGCGGACAGCACUGUUUAGAAUGGGUUCUCAACACUUUUUCCUCUCACCAUCUUGAAGACUCCAAUGUGACGAAGGCAGUAACGACCCAAUUGUUAACGUUGGCUCGCCAGCAGACUCAGUAUCUGCCUCAGCUUCCGCAAGUUUGUGAGGCGAUCGCAGCGGUGCUGGGAAUGCGAAACAACGAUGUAACUCCUUCGGUUUCGCCCAGUGGUGCCGAAAGCGAGUUUGCGGCCGUUCACGCGGGCACUGCCCAGCACGUUCUGAAUGCCACUUUGGCCUUUUUGAACGACCUUUUUGACGAUUUUGAAUGGCUGGUUGACAAGUUGACUGUUCAGCUCGUCAACGACGGACUUGCGGCUUCUAACCACCGGUCUAACAAUCCAGAAGGAGAGCAGGCAGUGGCUUACAAGCCGCGACUUGAGCAGCUUCAUGCCGUUGUCUCCACCGCCGUGAAAGCUGUCUCGACGCUUUCUCAGAUGUCUCUGACAAACGUGGCAGCGGAGGCGGUCUUUAAAUCGGUCAACCGGUUGUUUGUGUUCCUGACCAAUCUUGUGAAGCAUCACCUGCGCGUCAAGACCGUCCUGCACAUCAAUCCUGCCGGAUCCUUCGCGGACCUGGCGAUUCUGACGGGCUCAUUUUCAGAAAACGUGUACGGGCUGAUUACCUUUGUCGAGCAAGAAGGAGCCGAGCAAGAUGUCGGCAGCAAGAAGGGGUCGUCCAACAAGGCACGCAUCGGCCGCGAAAGCCGUGUGAUUCCGAAUACCAUCUACAGUAUCGAGCAAUUCGAGCGUUUCCUCAUUCAGCUCUCCAAGAAAGCGUCGAUCAAUUAUAUGCGCACUCACAAGCGCAGCACGACACGCGACUUUCGCAUUUUGCACAAGGAACUUGAGACGGCCGUGCGAGAGCAGGAGGAGGCUGUAGAGGACAGCAAACAGACUCGUAAAUCAAGCAAGCGGCCGAACGAGGAAGCAGGAGACGACUCGUUGGAAAACCAAACACUGAACAAUUUGGGACUGGGCUCAAUGCUGCCCCAGGCACCCAUAUCUUCCGGCAACAGAGUAGCCAAGCAAAUGCGAAUGAUGGAGUGAAAUUGUGGGAAGAACAAACCCCGGCUCUGUGCAUGCGAAAAAAAAAAAAAUACAGUUCAAAUACCCAGUUUCA
Capsaspora owczarzaki ATCC 30864 is the source of this 4496-nucleotide messenger RNA. RefSeq lists its product as hypothetical. Gene Ontology annotation, biological process: DNA repair. The record is from RefSeq and is a predicted model, not a curated record. Gene Ontology annotation, molecular function: DNA polymerase binding. The transcript is spliced from 26 exons. The coding region runs from base 14 to 4423 and encodes 1469 amino acids. Lineage: Eukaryota; Filasterea; Ministeriida; Capsasporidae.